Messenger RNA from Sorex fumeus (smoky shrew), 716 nucleotides. RefSeq names its product prefoldin subunit 4 (gene PFDN4). The transcript has 4 exons. The record is from RefSeq and is a predicted model, not a curated record. Gene Ontology annotation, biological process: protein folding. The coding region runs from base 68 to 472 and encodes 134 amino acids. Gene Ontology annotation, cellular component: cytoplasm; prefoldin complex. Lineage: Eukaryota; Metazoa; Chordata; Mammalia; Eulipotyphla; Soricidae.
UCUGAGCGCGCCCGGGGACCCCGCACCCGCGCCCCGCGCCCCCCCUCUCGCGUCGGCCACUCCCAAGAUGGCGGCCACCAUGAAGAAGGCGGCUGCAGAAGAUGUCAACGUUACUUUCGAAGACCAGCAAAAGAUCAACAAAUUUGCUCGGAACACAAGCAGAAUCACAGAGCUUAAGGAAGAAAUAGAUGUGAAGAAGAAGCAGCUCCAGAAUCUCGAAGACGCUUGCGAGGACAUCAUGCUGGCGGACGACGACUGCUUGAUGAUUCCUUACCAAGUCGGGGACGUUUUCAUCAGCCACUCCCAGGAGGAAACGCAGGACAUGUUAGAAGAAGCAAAGAAAAAUUUGCAAGAAGAAAUCGACGCUUUAGAAUCCCGAGUAGAAUCCAUUCAGCGGGUGUUGGCUGAUUUGAAAGUACAGUUAUACGCGAAAUUUGGGAGCAACAUAAAUCUUGAAGCUGAUGAAAGUUAAACAUUUUAUAACUUUGUUUAAUAAACUUGAAUGUUGUUUAAAAUGGCAAAUUCCCUUCUUGAAAUGAUAUGGAAAGUAAACUGGCUUUAAAAUUUUUUUUUUCAUUUAUUUAAUGGAAGCGCCUGUUUUUACAUGUCUUGCUUAUUUAUUUUAUAUUUUUAAAGCACAGUAUUCAUCUUUGUAUUUUGCAUAACAUGAAGUGUAGGGGCCAUAAUGUUAUGUCAUUAAAGUCAAUCAAGCAAUC